CCCUUCUUCGGUUACCUCAAUUAUUGCGCCUUCCCAUCCGCCCCUCAUCUCCUCCCCAUCUCCAUUCCUCCACCCCUCCACGGCGGCUCUCCAUUGGUAAUGGCGAUGGCGGCGUCGUGGUGGGCGCUGCUGACGGCGGCGGCGGUCGUGGCGGCGGCGGCGGGGUGCGGCGAGGCGGCGCCGACGGCGGCGGCGGAGGCGGCGCACGACGUGCUGCAGACACACGGGCUCCCGCGCGGGCUGCUCCCCGCGGGGAUCGCGGCGUUCUCGCACGACCCGGCCACCGGCCGGUUCGAGGCGGUCCUGGAGUCCCCCUGCACCUCGCGCACCGAGGUCGGCCUGCGGUACAACGUAACCGUCGCCGGGCAGAUCACGUACGGCCGGAUCGCCGAGCUAUCCGGCGUGGACGCGCAGGACCUCUUCCUCUGGUUCGCCGUGCGCAGCAUCCGCGUCGACGUUCCCUCGUCCGGCGUCAUCUACUUCGAUGUGGGCGUGGUCUACAAGCACUUCCCGCUGUCGUUCUUCGAGGCCCCGCCGCCGUGCGUGCCCACCUCGCGCAUCCUCCUGCAGCCGCAUCAGAUUAGGGACGGCGGAUCGGUGGCGGAAGACGGCGCCGCUUUGCAACAAUGAUGGGAUGAUUUCAUCGUGGAGGCGUGAACCAGAAAUCGCAGUUUUGAGAGGUGAUCGGCCGGCGGCGGGCGGACGGCCGGCUAGUGUGCAGAUAGAUAGGUGUGGUCAUUCGUUUUGUCUGCUCCUCGCCACCUCAUCACUCUGUUCUUGUCCGCUGCGUGCCAAAGUAAAUCGGCGGCCGGCGGGAGCUGCCUGCGUGUACUUCUCCGGCGUAUGGCCGAUCGCCAUAUUUUCCUGGGUAAUGGAUGAUGCAUGUAAAGUUUUUGUGUGAUUAGUGAUCUUCGUUGGGUUCUGCAUAUUA
Molecule: messenger RNA, 931 nt
Organism: Aegilops tauschii subsp. strangulata
Lineage: Eukaryota; Viridiplantae; Streptophyta; Magnoliopsida; Poales; Poaceae
Source: RefSeq, a predicted model, not a curated record